Eruca vesicaria subsp. sativa (arugula) is the source of this 1050-nucleotide messenger RNA. The record is from the annotation of a GenBank genome assembly. NCBI's taxonomy places the organism in Eukaryota, Viridiplantae, Streptophyta, Magnoliopsida, Brassicales, Brassicaceae.
AUGGCGCAUCAGCUUUUAAAUUCCUCUCCUCUUUCUUAUUCUUCAAGUUCUAAGGGUCGUCAUAUAUCUCUCAUGAGCCGCGAUGGUCUCCUUCUCCUAGUCGCUCUCCUCGUCAUCCUCGGUGUAUUCUUACCCUGGGCAAGAUCUCCCUUAUUCAUGUUUCCAAACAGAAGCUCUUCUUCUCCUUCUUCUUUGCCCAUAAACUGGCGCAACUAUUCUCUAGCUGAAGCAGCCAAGUUCGUCGGUAAGGACGGGACUGUGAUCGUCUGCACCGUUAGCUAUCCCUUCCUGCCUUUCCUCAACAACUGGUUAAUUAGCGUUUCUAGACAGAAGCAUCAAGACAAAGUCCUCGUGAUCGCUGAGGAUUACGCUACUCUGUAUAAGAUUAACAACAAGUGGCCUGGCCAUGCCGUUCUCGUUCCCCCAGCUCUCAACUCUCAGACAGCACAUAAGUUUGGUUCCAAGGGUUUCUUCAAUUUUACAUCUAGGAGACCGCAACACCUCUUGCAACUUUUGGAGCUAGGCUAUAAUGUGAUGUACAACGAUGUUGAUAUGGUCUGGUUGCAAGAUCCGUUUCAGUAUUUACAAGGAAGCCACGACGCAUACUUCACCGAUGACAGGGCUAGAAUUAAGCCUUUGAAUCAUUCCCAUUGUUUACCACCUCCGGAUCGAAACGGAGUGACUUAUAUAUGUAGCUGCAUGAUUUUCUUGCGUCCCAAGAAUGGAGCAAAGCUUCUCAUGAAGAAAUGGAUUCAGGAACUUCAUGCUGGUUCUAGAGCAUAUGAAGGAAAUGAUCAGCCUGCUUUUAACUGGGCACUCAACAAAACUGCUCAUCAGCUAGAUCUAUAUUUGCUUCCGCAAGCAGCAUUUCCAACAGGAGGAUUGUACUUCAAGAACAAGACAUGGGUUAAAGAGACAAAGGAAAAGCAUGUCAUAGUCCACAAUAACUACAUCAUCGGUUACAACAAUAAGAUGAAACGCUUCCAUGAAUUUGGUCUAUGGCUAGUUGAUGAUCAUGCUUUUGAGUCCCCACUCGGAAAACUAGAGUAG